AUUUUAACUAUAUGAUAGUAUCACUGAUUUUCAGUUUUGACAUGAAAUUGCAUUUCAGUAUCGAAUAGUAACCGGCGCGCAGUUCAAAAGCAUAAAGACGAAAUGUAUGAUAAAAUUAUUAGGCAUAAUAUCCCGCUCCUAACUGAAAAUGUCGAUAUCUAUUUAUUCUGUACUCCGAAUUGUUAACAUUACAGUAGUGUCUUUUCUUCAACCCCCCUACCCCUUUAACCGGCUUACCUGCUUUCGCCGAGCGAGGACCACCCCUUACUAAUUACCAACAAAUCGAUAAUCAUCGAUGAGGGCCGUGCACGAGGCUCUUCGGAGCAGUCUAGGCUCGUCGGUGAACGAGGCAACAUUAGAAAUUGCGGUUCCUUCGAUCGUACGAAAUAUACACAAUAUCGUGACGUUAUCACAUCCACUUGUUCGUAUCUUUCAUUCGUAUAUUUUUAGUUCGCAGUAUAUUUUGAAUAUUUCUCGUAAAACGACAUUAGAGUGAUGGACUUGAAUCAAACGCAAAAUUCUACAGAUUCAGUACUGUUAUUUAAAAAGCAAAAUGUAUUACAAAGUUUAUUUAACUUAGAGUUACCGAACAGUAAUCGCAAGUAUGACGUAAAUGAUUGACUAAUGGUCUAUUUGGUGUCGUAACUGAUAGAUAUAGUUUUCAGUGCAAAAUCUUGAUGAGUACGAAAAAGUUUACGAUUUUUCGUUAAUGAAAAGAAGUUCGUGAAAUUUCUCGCCGCCGAUCUUGCGGAUAAAAUGGAGAAAUAUGAAAAUAUCGAGAUAGUAGGUGAGGGAAGCUACGGACUCGUGAUGAAGUGCAAACAUCGUAAAAGCGGGCAAAUAGUAGCAAUAAAAAAGUUUCUAGAAACGGAGGAAGACAUCCAGGUGCAAAAAAUGGCGUUUCGAGAAAUAAGGAUGUUGAAGAAAUUACAUCAUGAGAAUCUCGUGAACAUGAUUGAGGUGUUUCGUCGGAGAAAACGGCUGUACCUUGUCUUCGAAUAUCUUGAUCACACCGUGCUCAAUGAAUUGGAGGAAAAUGAAAAUGGUCUUGGCUGGGAGAAAUCGAGACGAUAUAUAUUCCAAAUACUUCGCGGCUUGGACUUCUGUCACAAUCACAGAAUCAUGCAUCGCGACGUAAAGCCCGAGAACGUACUGGUGUCGCCGAACGGCGUGAUCAAGCUCUGUGAUUUCGGUUUCGCGCGCUACGUCAGCGGACCUAACGAGUCCUGUACCGAUUACGUGGCGACGAGGUGGUAUCGCGCACCGGAGCUUCUUGUCGGCGAUUCCAGGUAUGGCAGAGAGAUCGACGUUUGGGCGGCCGGAUGCAUCUACGCCGAGAUGGUCACUGGUAAACCGCUCUUUCCUGGUGACAGCGACGUCGAUCAGCUGUACCGCAUCAUGAAGGUACUCGGUCCUCUCUCUGGCAAGCAGCCGGCGAACAGCAGCGGCAAACACAUAAUUCUCCUCAGGCAUGCGAAACCUGACGAGACUGUUGGCUCAGCGCGAUCCACGACCCUUCGAGAUCUCUUCUCAACGUGGACCCCGGUGGCGAUCGACUUUCUGACACAGUGUCUUCGCAUAGAUCCCACCGUCAGACCGAAGUGUCUCGUGCUGCUGCAGCAUCCGUUCUUUUUACAAGACGGUUUCGCCGACAGAUUUCUCGGCGAGUUGCAGCGACUCGUCGCGAAAGAAUCCGCGAUGAAUCUGCUCGGAACUAAGAGGACGAAUAUGACGGCCUCCAGAAUCUGUCGCAGCAGUAUCGGAAGGUGGCAGAUGACGUUACUCAAAGAGAGGGUAGCGUCGAAUCACAACACAGAAUCGGAGACCACGGAGAGCGAGAAUUCUCCGGGAGAUCAAGUUAAUACGAAUACCAUGAGUAAACUGCAAAUAAGCCGACCGCGCGAAUUAUGUUACAUCGGACCGGUCUCAGUAAUACCGAACACCACGUAUAUUCGACGGCUGGAGCACAAGGGGCUUCUGAUCCCUGAAUCGAAGGGCUGUGUCUUGCCGGCUUUGACGUCCAAGACGAACGCCAAGAGGAAAAAGCUCGAGCUGCCUGGCCUGAAGAAUCGUUGAUCGUGCUCAAUAAAAUAGCACAAUCUUCUUUUCUACAUUAAUAUCGAGGAAAGAGCGAGAGAACUGUACAGAGAAACCAUUAUGUGCGAGACGUGGCGCGCGCAUGUACAUAACUUUAUAUUUUACACAUUCUGUAAAUGGAUUAACAUAAAUGUAAAAUGUCAACAGUGUGUUUGUAAAGUCUGACACAUUCCCUCUGCAAAGAAAGAGCAUAAACAUUGAGAAGGCUGUGUUUUAGUUUAUACAAAAUAUACCGACAAAUCCACACGUUCAAGAUUUUUUAAAUAAUCUAUUGACUUAUCUCACGUCUGAAAUACAUACACAGAAAAAAAGAA
Molecule: messenger RNA, 2411 nt
Organism: Monomorium pharaonis (pharaoh ant)
Lineage: Eukaryota; Metazoa; Arthropoda; Insecta; Hymenoptera; Formicidae
Product: cyclin-dependent kinase-like 4
Exons: 5
Coding region: 757-2076 (439 amino acids)
Biological process (GO): protein phosphorylation
Cellular component (GO): nucleus
Molecular function (GO): cyclin-dependent protein serine/threonine kinase activity; ATP binding
Source: RefSeq, a predicted model, not a curated record